Messenger RNA from Priceomyces carsonii, 567 nucleotides. It is a transcript of the gene MTLA1, whose product is annotated as Mtla1p. The record is from RefSeq and is a predicted model, not a curated record. Gene Ontology annotation, biological process: neuron differentiation; central nervous system development; brain development. Gene Ontology annotation, cellular component: nucleus. Gene Ontology annotation, molecular function: RNA polymerase II cis-regulatory region sequence-specific DNA binding; DNA-binding transcription factor activity, RNA polymerase II-specific. Lineage: Eukaryota; Fungi; Ascomycota; Pichiomycetes; Serinales; Debaryomycetaceae. The transcript has 3 exons. Bases 1 to 567 code for a protein of 188 amino acids.
AUGAAUUCAGAACUACUGAAAUGCAAACCACUCAUAGAGAACUUAUGUGCUCUUGAAUCAUUAACUAGACGUUUUGAAGACACUAAACUUGACGAUUAUCAAUGUCUGGAGGAGGAACUAUCAUGUUCUACUGAUGGCACUUUGACAAAUAUUAUUGGAAACUCCAGAAUCAGAGCACUCAAUCUAUCUAAGCAGUUCGGCUUGGGUGACAAAUUUUCUAUUAUUAAUCUUUAUGACUCUAUGAGAAGCUAUGUCCUAGAAAACACACUACCCCAAAGAAUUAUUGAUAGAUCGGAAAGAACGUCAUUCACUUUGGAAAAGGUAACGGUAAAGAUUACAAAUCAAGAAGGAGGUCUGAAGGCAGAAUCCCAGGGCGUAACGGGAGGAAGUACAAGAAAACGUACAUAUAUCAAUAAUGAAAUUAGAAGAUUUUUAGAGAAAGCAUUCCACAAGAAGAGAAAUCCAACAAGAUCUGACAGAGCAGCGAUUGCCCAAAAAUGUGGGCUAACGCCUCUUCAAGUUCGAGUCUGGUUUACCAAUAAGCGGAUGAGAUCAAAAUCAAAAUAA